AUGAACAAAGAAAAAACAAGUAUUAAUGUUGUAGUUAUUGGUCAUGUUGACUCGGGAAAAUCAACAACAUGCGGUCAUUUGAUUUACAAAUGCGGUGGCAUUGAUCGACAAGUGUUCGAAAAACUUGAAAACGAAGUUACCGAAGUCGCCAGUAAUUCACGUAAAUAUGCAUGGGUUAUGAACAAACUAAAAGCAUCUCGAGAACGUGAUACAACAAUCGAUAUUUCAUUUGCUCAAUUUGAAACCAGUAAAUAUGCUAUAACUAUUAUCGACACGCCAGGUCAUCGUGAUUUUACUAAAAAUACGAUUAUUGGUUUUUCACAGGCUGAUUGUGCAGUAUUAGUUGUCCCAGCUUGGCCUGGUGGAUUUGAAAGUGGUAUAUCAAAACAAGGUCAAACUCGUGAACAUUCUCUAUUAGCAUUUGCAUUAGGUGUGAAACAGAUGAUUGUUGUUGUUACUGCAAUGGAUUCAACUGAAUCGCCAUAUUCUGAAAAACGUUUUGAUGAAAUUAAAGAUGAAAUAUCAUCCUAUAUUAAAAAAGUUGGCUAUCAAUCGCAAACUGUUGCUUUUGUUCCUAUUUCUGGAUUGUAUGGUGAUAAUCUGGUUGAAGCAUCAAAAAAUAUGUUAUGGUAUAAAGGUUGGUCAGUUGAACGUAAAGAAGGAAAUGCAAGUGGUAAGACUUUACUCGAAGCUCUUGAUGCUAUUAUUCCUCCAGAACGUUCAACAAAUAAACCACUUCGAAUACCAAUUAAAGAUGUUUAUAAAAUUGGUGGUAUUGGAACAGUACUUGUUGGUCGAGUAGAAACAGGUAUACUCAAACCAAAUAUGAUCGUUAAUUUUGCACCAGGAAAUUUAACUGGAGAAGUUCGAUCAAUUGAAAUGCAUCAUGACAACCUUGACGAAGCGGGACCUGGUUGUAAUGUCGGUUUUAAUGUUCGAGGUGUUAGUGUUAAAGAACUCCGACGUGGAUGUGUUUGUUCCGAUUCAAGAAAUGAUCCAGCAUUAGAAACAGCAAGUUUCACUGCUCAAGUAGUUGUACUUAAUCAUUCUGGUGAAAUUAGGCCAGGUUAUUCACCAGUUGUUCAUUGUCAUACAGCUCGUGUAGCUUGUAGAUUUUCUGAAUUAAUUUCUAAAGUUGAUCGUCGAACAGGUCGAGUUAUUGAAGAAAAUCCACAAUAUAUAAAAAAUGGUGAAGCAGCUAUGGUUAAAAUGAUUCCAACAAAUCCCAUGUGUGUUGAAAAAUUUGGUGAUUAUCCACUAUUAGGUCGCUUUUCUGUUCGUGAUAUGUGUCAAACAGUAGCUGUGGGUGUUAUUAAAGAAGUUGAAAAGAAACCACUUUCAUUAUACGAAGCGUUCAAAUGA
This is a messenger RNA of Adineta ricciae, 1362 nucleotides long. The record is from the annotation of a GenBank genome assembly. NCBI's taxonomy places the organism in Eukaryota, Metazoa, Rotifera, Eurotatoria, Adinetida, Adinetidae.